This is a messenger RNA of Saccoglossus kowalevskii, 1610 nucleotides long. RefSeq names its product Golgi-associated kinase 1A. NCBI's taxonomy places the organism in Eukaryota, Metazoa, Hemichordata, Enteropneusta, Harrimaniidae. The record is from RefSeq and is a predicted model, not a curated record. Gene Ontology annotation, cellular component: Golgi apparatus.
AAGAAACUUGUUGUUUAAACGGUCACCAGGUCAUGAAGCACGGACUUUGGAACCGUAAUCAUUGCACGGCCGUACACGAUGACGAUGCCAUUCACCCUUGUUUUCAGAUAACAACAGACAAGAAACUCAAUGAUGCGAAUGCGACAAAGGGUGGUUUUUCUACUGGUGGCUGUUGUAUUAGUUAUAACCGCUUUUCAGGUGGGCUACUUCGACAAGAAAUGGUCGUUGUUCCAACGAGAGACACUACAAGAUGUUACCGCAGAAUUACGCAAAUUGGGACGUCCUAUUUUAAAAGUGACUUCCACUCAAGUAGUAUUAGACAAUGACGUAGACAAUGAAUGGCUGAAGAUCACUAAAUCUUCGGAAACUCACUCGGUAGAAUUCGAAGAGCUCAUUUCACAGUCAUCGGAUCCGAAUCUAAGAUUUUUCGCCGGGAAGUCACUUCCGCCAUGGCUUUCAAGGACGGAUAUUAUGCGGAUGAAUAUUAUGUCCCAAAACAAGGUUCUCGGCCUAAAACCAAUCCCGUUUCGGGAUAAGAUCACGCGAGUUGUGUACGAUAUCGGCGUUUCAUACCCAGAGCUGAAUAUGUCCAAAAUCAACUGCGACAACCAGUGCGCCGUCGCCAAAACCGUCAACGACACUUACGAGAUAUUCGCCUUCCACCUCGAUCGUGUGCUCGGCGUGAACCGAUCUCUUCCGAUGAUUGCCAGGAACAGAUUCCCGAAGCUAACCGACAACCCAAAUAUUACGAUCCACGAUGGAAAAGUGCGGCCGAUUGUGUGGUUCGAGCCAGGUCUGCUGCAUGGCGGGAAAUACCAAGGAGACCAGAACUCGUGGGACCUCAGCUUCGACCAGUACCUUCGUCUUUUAAAAGCAAGAUGCUGGGACGAGCUAUUCACCAACAUCGACCCUUCCAUAUGCCGUGUACCCUACCGUUUGAUAGAAUGGACUAGAAUGGCAUUAUUCGACUUUCUUCUGCAGAACUAUGACCGAUUAGACAGAUUUUGUUGUGGAUACCAUAACGUGAGUGAAGGCGAACGUUGUUUUCUGGAACAUUAUAAUACGGCAUGUGAUGAGGACCCGGACAAAUUGAUGCUUGUCCAUAUUUUUGGAACUAUUCUCAAUAUAGACCGUCUUGUGUUCAUCGACAACGCUGGGAACCCUGGGAGAAAUAUUGAGCAGCUAAACUACAAACUAUUAGCUGGAAUUGAAAUGUUUCCUGAGCACUGUAUUGCGAUUAUCCGAUCUGGCUUACUACGAAGAAUGCUAAAGCGUUCAUUGUACGUAGACAAGAUAUACUGGGACAGUACAGGGGAGCAGCAAAUAGAUAUGCUAAUAGAAACUAUUGAGAAAAGGGCGGUUAAACUCUUAGAAUUUAUCAAGAAGGAGAACAUAACGACAGUGCCGGACUACUGAGAGGACGAAUAAACCGCAAACAAAAUUGUUUUAUAUUAUAUGAUAUUUGAUUACGCUGUAUCUAUUUACAUCGCAUGGCAACGUAACGAGAUUUGCGCCCUCAGACUACGAGUUGCAAUGACGUAUGGUGCGAGUUUUUUUAUAUAUAUAUUGACAAGUGUGAAUGUUCCGGUAAUAAAUAAUAUGUCUUAUGA